Olea europaea var. sylvestris is the source of this 882-nucleotide messenger RNA. RefSeq names its product ethylene-responsive transcription factor 1B-like. Gene Ontology annotation, biological process: ethylene-activated signaling pathway; regulation of DNA-templated transcription. NCBI's taxonomy places the organism in Eukaryota, Viridiplantae, Streptophyta, Magnoliopsida, Lamiales, Oleaceae. Gene Ontology annotation, molecular function: DNA-binding transcription factor activity; DNA binding. The transcript has a single exon. The coding region runs from base 108 to 743 and encodes 211 amino acids. The record is from RefSeq and is a predicted model, not a curated record.
ACGAUCAAAGACCACUUAUUAAGUAAGAAGCAGAAAAUCAAAGUAAAACUCAAGAAUUCAAACCUCAAACCCUCUUAUAAAGAGUAGUACCUUCGAAAAAUUCAGUCAUGGAUUCUUCAUUCUUAUAUUACUCUUUGAACACAGAAAAUCAGCUUCCGCCAUUCCCAAUGCAUCAUUCACAAGCCCAACAUCUUCCUUUCAAUGAGAAUGACUCCGAAGAGAUGGUGCUCUAUGGAGUAUUAGCAGAAGCCGGGGGUGUCGAUUCCUCAUCGGAAAGAACUAAUCAAAUGCAGUACUCGCCGGAGAAGGAAGUAAUGUACAGAGGUGUACGCCGGAGACCAUGGGGAAAGUACGCCGCUGAGAUAAGGGAUUCUACGAGGAAUAGCGAGAGAGUUUGGUUGGGAACUUUUGAUACUGCAGAAGCAGCAGCCUUGGCUUAUGAUCAAGCGGCAUUAGCCAUGCGAGGGUCGACUGCGGUGCUCAACUUUUCGACCGACGUUGUUUACGAAUCUCUGAAAGAGAUGAAGUAUGAUUUCGAGGUCGGACGUUCGCCGGUGUUGGCGUUGAAGAAAAGACACUCCAUGAAGAGGAAAGCAGUGAGUAACAAGAAGAAGAAAGAGAAGGAGCCAAGGCUGGAAAACUUCGUGGUUUUGGAGGACUUGGGUUCUGAAUAUUUGGAGGAACUACUUUGUUUGUCCGAGAACUCUUUUGCAACCAUACGUUCGAUUGGUUCGCUGGAGUAGAUUAACGAGUCUAAAAUUAAAUGAUAAGACGUUUCUAUUGACUUGUGAAAAGUCAAAGAAUAUGUAGCGUACAUUAGAAUGAAGUUGAUCGAUUAGAAAUAUGCAAUACAAUGUCGAUUAUGCGGUGUGUUCUAUCUAA